UAAUAUCAAUCAAAUUGAAAUAUAUCCCAACAAAAGAACACCAUAAGCAAAUUAGGCAACUAAUUAAGGCAGAUAUUAUCUAGAUUUUUACAUCAAAGGUAAAACAAUAAUUCGAAAUAAUAACAUUGAAAAAAAUAAUAUGAAAUAUAUCGCAACAAAAGAAUACCAUAAGCAAAUUAGACAACCAAUUAAGGCCACAAAGGGAUAUUAUCUAGAUUUUUACAUUAAAGGUUAAACAAUAAUUCCAUGAUAUUAGGAAAUGAUUUAUGAAGAUUUAUUAAGAAAAACAUGUAUUAAGGGAUUUCUUUUUUUAUUUUUGAAAUGGUUGUUAAUAAUAAUGAAUUAGUCAAUAUCUAUAUUCCCCUACUACUAAGAAGAAGUUGUUAAGAUUCCUUUAAAUAUGUAUUUUAUUUUAGACCACUCCAAAAACCAAAUAAAGUUUCUCUCAGGAUGAAGAAAAAAAAUUACUAUCCAAUUUUGAUCAUUUUUGGAUUUCUUCUCUAUUUGCCUCUAUUCUUGAAUGCAACAUCCAUUGGUCAAAAAAAUGGUGAGGAUCAUGAUGAUGAGGUAGAAGAUCAAGUGGAGUUUAGUUAUAAGGAAGGGAGUAAGAAAGGUCCAAGUAAAUGGGGAGAAUUACAUAAAGAAUGGAAAACUUGCAAGAUUGGAAAAAUGCAAUCUCCAAUUGAUAUAUCAAGUUGUGGAAUCAAAAAAAAGAGAAAAUUGGGUCACAAAAAACUAUACAAGCCUUCUAAUUCUACUCUAAGAAAUAGAGGCCAUGAUAUUUCAUUGCAUUGGCAUGGGGAUGCUGGAUCAAUUUUGAUGAAUGGCACAAAGUACCCUCUUCUACAAAUUCAUUGGCAUUCUCCUUCUGAACAUACUAUUAAUGGUAGAAGGUAUGCCUUGGAAUUACAUAUGGUUCAUCAUAACACUGAUGAGAAGUUGGAAAAUAAGAUUGUUGUUAAUGCUGUUCUUUACAAAUUUGGCAGACCAGAUACACUUCUUUUUAUAUUGAGGAGACAUUUACUAUCCAUGGUUGAUCAAGAAGGUGAAGAAAGUAACUUGGGCAUAAUUAAUCCAAGUUAUGUUACUACUAAUUAUGGCAAAAGUUACUAUAAGUACAAAGGUUCACUUACUACCCCUCCAUGCACAGAAGGUGUCACUUGGUUAGUUAACAAGAAGGUACAACCUGUUUCCAAAUCUCAAGUUAAGUUGCUUCGAGAAGCUGUCCAUGAUCAUGCUGUACGUAAUGCAAGGCCUUUGCAACCACGUAACAAGAGAAGGAUCCAUCUUUACUCUAAAGAAUGUGAAUAUCCGUCGUGCCAGCUUUGAAGCUUGACUAAUUUUGAAUUUUACAUUGGGAAGUCUUGCUUAUAACGUAAAGGACUUUCUAACGAAACAGUCGUUCAUAUUCAGAACUCGAAUUACAUCGAGAAGUACUUAUCCCUCUACCUUAAGUAAAAUUUAGUGGUUACAAUUGUUAUAUUACUCUUUUAGAGAUUUGGAAUAUCGAGAUUCAUAUUGCGCA
This is a messenger RNA of Capsicum annuum, 1525 nucleotides long. Its product is annotated as alpha carbonic anhydrase 7-like. Gene Ontology annotation, molecular function: zinc ion binding; carbonate dehydratase activity. The transcript is spliced from 7 exons. The coding region runs from base 451 to 1329 and encodes 292 amino acids. Lineage: Eukaryota; Viridiplantae; Streptophyta; Magnoliopsida; Solanales; Solanaceae. The record is from RefSeq and is a predicted model, not a curated record.